Molecule: messenger RNA, 1332 nt
Organism: Umbelopsis ramanniana AG
Lineage: Eukaryota; Fungi; Mucoromycota; Umbelopsidomycetes; Umbelopsidales; Umbelopsidaceae
Exons: 6
Coding region: 98-1294 (398 amino acids)
Biological process (GO): CENP-A containing chromatin assembly; chromosome segregation
Source: RefSeq, a predicted model, not a curated record
AGGAAUUUAGAAAUUCUUACCUUGACGGUGGACAAUUUAUCGUCUUUUAAUUAAACAUUUGAAAGUUCGAACUUCAAACGACAGUACAUAGAACUCCAUGCUACAAGCUGGAACAAGACGACAUCAACCCACUCUUGUUCCAUGGACGGAUUCACUGCGAAGAUUGCUAGGAAAGCAUACCAAAGAGACACUCCUCUCUGUCGUUGAAGAAUGGUUCAGGAACACAGACACAUUGCCACACGGCAAAGCAGACGACGACGACGAUGACGACGAUCAGUCUUUAGAAGUAGGAACUCUGGCAGACUACGAACUCUUACGGCAAUCACAAGUGCACAACGUCGCUAAUCGUAUAAUAACAUUGGACUGGCCCAAAGGGCUGACGCACGAUCAGGUUGCAAUGCUUGACCUAGUUUGGCUUCAAAACAGAUAUCUUACCGGACGGACGUGGCGGGUCUGGCGAUUGAAAUCAGACGAAACCCGACCAGAUCUUCAUUUACACAUGGAACCUGCAGAGCUUCAAAAGCGUAUGCGGCGGCAUUUCACGGCCUAUUUCUCCAGAUGCCAUAUAUACGUAUCUGCUUGCACAUUACAUCCCACCACCCGCGAAGAGACUCCAACCAUAUGGAUCAGAAUAUCGUUCUAUGAUACGUCGCCUAAUAUACCUUUGAAUUCCAGUAAUAUAUAUCUUGUACAUUUCCCUGGUUCUGACACAAUACUUUGCGGAUCCAACAUUCGACCCGAUGUCAAACAAUUCGUUCUUCAGGUUUUGGUAGAGGCUUUCAAUGCUGCAACUCUAUGGGAGCAGGAUCUCAAAAGCAAGCACAUAAGUUCUCUAUACCAACUGACAUUGUACCGAGAUUCUCAAGGUCCAUGGAGUCAAUAUCGACUGAACGAAGUGGAUGCAAAUCCUUUAGCCCCUCCCAGCAAAUGGCCAUCUCAAGAGCCAAGCAAAUAUGUCACCGGUCGUGAAGCAAGUCGACGAAUUCAGCCCAUAGAUGCUUCGAUAGUAAAUGAGCGCGCUAGAAAGGUCACAGCAAAAUUUGGUAAUAACCCACUUAUUGGACCUGAACGAUUUCAAGUCAAGAUCCGGAUGCCGUUGGCGUCUUCAUCUCAAAAUCAGUUAUGGGAUUGUAAGCUACGGUUUGAUGGAAAGAAUGUGUCAGAAGGUCUGAAGCAGUUAUUGGCUCGAGGUGUCAUCGAUGCGGCCACUAUGCCAGAGUGGUUGGCAGAUAUUUCGUCAGCGUCUACCAACACCAUCACCAUCACGCCUGAAGGUCUUGAAGAAGAUGAAUAAACCCUUGUACAAUAAAUUUACCAUUUAUUUAAUCAAAU